Molecule: messenger RNA, 1653 nt
Organism: Microthlaspi erraticum
Lineage: Eukaryota; Viridiplantae; Streptophyta; Magnoliopsida; Brassicales; Brassicaceae
Source: the annotation of a GenBank genome assembly
AUGCCUUUAUCUGAUUCAGAUGAUCGUUACCCUGGCCAUCGUUAUGGUAAAGAGAUUUCUGUGCAUGAUUCUUAUUCCUCCCGUGUUAUGAUCGAUCAUUAUGGGAUGAUGGGGCUUGAAGGUUACAAUCAUUUGAAGGGUACAAAGUUUGAGUUUGAUGGGGUAGAGAAGUUUCAGACACGAUCGUAUGAAGUUGGAUCUUACAAGAUAUUCUUCAAAGCUCAUAUGGAUCAGUCUCCACCAACAACUUUCUGUACAUUGGUGGAUCUAGGUGACAGAAGUUGUAAGGAGCUGGAUCUUGGAUUCCCCAUUGCCACACAAAUCAACGAGAAUGGGGAGUUUGAGUUUAUAAAAUCAAAUUUUGAAGAGUCUGAUGAAUAUGACAGCGAAGAUGAAUAUUUCCGCAAAAUAGGAUUGCCUGAUUGGCCAACAGAGAGAGUGUUGAACGAUAACGAGGUGAAGGUAUCAGAAUUUCAAGAUCACAAGAUUCUUCUGUAUUUGGGAAUGGUAUAUUGUGGUUACAACCAAUUUGCUACAAAUAGAAUGCUCAUGGACUUGAAUAUUGUGAAAGUUGCCGUAAUGAGUGUACCCUACCCGGAGUCCAUGUGCAAAUUCUUCUACAUAGUGUUUCAAGACGUGAACGGGAGGAACGGGGCGCGUUUCGAACGCAAAGCUAUUGUCAGGAGUUUCAUCAACAACUCUACAGGGUACUUGACACUCACCGGUCGGUUUUUGAGUGCAGAAGAAGCUUCACGUAAGAAGCCAUCUCCCAAGCUGAGUAUCCGUGCGCGGAGCUGGCUUAAAGUGGCUGAAUCCGAUGGUUUUGAUAUUGAGGAUGACUCAAUAUGUCACAGAACCAUCAGGAUGUCUUCCAACAGCAAUCCAGAAUGGUUUAAGGAUGAUUCUAAGGUCAUCCUUUAUGCUAAGGCGGGACUUCAUCGUUACAAUAUACUCAAGGGGACAAGGCUCGAGCUCUCUGCCGUGAUGAAGUUCAACAAAACAAUGAACUGUGUGUCCUCUUACUACAUAACUCUGGUUGCACGAGAUCUAGAUGCAGCUGCCGGGUCAAAGGAGGAAACCUUUCAGGUUCGAGUGGAUGAACAAAGUUUUGGAAAAUUGGAUAUGACUGUCUCUGUUGCCAGGCGUAAAGACGAAACAGGGACCAGCAAGAAUAAGAUGCCCUUCAUUCCUCAUUUUCAUGCAGACGGAGUUCCGGAUUCCUACAAGCGUGAAUUGCCUAAAUGGCCAUCAAAAUCUGCGUUGAUGGAUCGAGACAGAUUUUACGUGGUGAAUGAGUCAGAGAUACAAGACAAUGAUUGGAUUCGUCUUUAUCUGGAACUAGCAGUUUGUGUAGAUGGUUAUGGGCGGACUACAAAGACUGAUCUGGCCAAGUUGCAGAUUACAGAAGUGGCAAUAGAAGCUUUGGUAGAAGUGGAUCCGCCGAGUGAGAGACUCAACGCCAAAAGUGCAAAUUUCUACAUAACGUACAAAGGCUGGUUCAAGCAGGAGAGUACUGAGGCUGGUGACAUGGAAGGCAAAGCUACCAUUAGGAAAGUCCUCAAUGAGGAUAUAGGAUACUUGACUCUCCUGGGUCGGGUUACUAAGCCGACUCUUUGUAAGAAGAGGAAGAGGAAGAAGGCUCAACAGGCUUGA